Molecule: messenger RNA, 885 nt
Organism: Nicrophorus vespilloides
Lineage: Eukaryota; Metazoa; Arthropoda; Insecta; Coleoptera; Silphidae
Exons: 3
Coding region: 1-609 (202 amino acids)
Source: RefSeq, a predicted model, not a curated record
AUGAAAGACGAUGUCUUGAAAAUAGUUUCCUCCAGUUUUUACCAAAAGGGCGAUCUCGAGCAGUGGCUUAAGCCAGAUAUAUACGAGUUCGAAUACUUAGAGUUGAUGGGCAAGUUUUGGGCGCCGUUGGUCGAAAAGGAUCUCAGUUUCGUGGUUAUUUCUACUAAAACGGGGAAUGUCAUCGGUGUCAGUUUGAACUUCGAUGCGCUCGAUGAACCAAAAGUGGAAAUAACCUCGAAACUGGUCGUGAUUUUCGAAUUUUUGGAGACCAUCGAAGGUCCCAUCAGGAAUAAUCUAUUGCCGUCUGGAAAGGGGAACGUCUUUAAUUCGUUCAUAAUGACCACCAGCUUGUCACUUUCGUCACAAGAAAACGUCGCCCUGAUGAAAUAUAUGGAAGAUCAAGUGCAUAUUUUAGCGAAAAAUAAUAAAUUCAAGGGAAUUCUAACUACCAAUACAAAUCCUUUGACUCAACAAAUGUGUUCAAACAUAUAUGGCUAUAAAGAAAUGUACAAUUGUCAAGUCAACACAUACAUUGCUUCCGAUAAUUCCAAACCAUUUGGUUUAGCACCGAAUUCCCAACGGGUAAUCGUCCAUUGGAAAGAGAUCUGAGAUGAAUGUUCUCCCCAGCAAACCGUGUAUAUAAUUUAGUAAUUCCUAAAUUUAUUUAUUUCUGGAUGAUAGAGUAGUUAGAUUAAAGUGAUAAUUUAGAUUCUCAGAAAUGUAGCGCAUGGUGACUUUUCGUAGUAACAAAAUAAUCUUUUACUUUCGACUGGCCAUGAGUCCCUGAUGUGGGAAGGUUCUGGACGCCACUUCCUUUUGCGGAGAUCAAUAACUCGAGGCCACUCGAAGGUUCGAUCUGCACUCCCCGCGAUCGCCGAGUCAACA